CCGCCGAUCGCGCCGCACGUACCCAGUUAGAGCUCUACUCGGGCUGAACUGGCGUCAAAUUCACGCAAAUACACUGCAUAGUGUUUCUCUGAAUUAGCGCGUCCUGGAAUAGUUCCAAGUUGUGUGAAGAUUCCGUGGUAAAGUGCCGGCGGGAUUUAGUCGACAGUUUGACGCGGAUUUACUUCCUGCAUCCGAAACGUCACGUCAGUGAAGUUGCCGGUGCCUGCAGAGAUAACAGGCAGUUUCCUUGGCGGCAGCGAACGCGACUCCGCUUCAUCGUGCUGCGUGCGCGCUGCACUUCGAACACUGCGCGCCGCCUGGCCGACGCCCGCACCGCUACAAGAACGCUCGGACACCACACACGACUGUCAAAGUUUCAGGCUCGCGAGUCAGCUGUCAAGCCCUUGCACAUGGUGCGCGAGCGCCCCUCCCGCGCCCGCCUGCCCGCCCGCCCCCGCCAUGCCGCACGUCGAACCUGCGCGCGCAGGCGCCUCGCCCGGCCUGCUGCGCCGACGAUACUCCGUGCCAGAGACCAUCAUGAGGAAAUACCGCUUAGCUCAACAGAGUAACGAGACGGAGGAGCCGUGCGCCGCCACGUCACCGUCGUCGGCGGCGUGCGGCGGCUGCGUGCGCAGCGCGCACCCCGACCGCGAGCUCAUGCGCAAGUCCGCGCUGCUGCGGCGCCUGUGGGGCCGCGCGCCUCCGCCCGCGCCCGCGCAGCGCACUUCGCGCUCGCUGCACGGCUCCAGCUCCGAGCUGCGCCGCUCGCCCGCCGGCUCGGGCUGGGCGACGCCGAAGCGCCAGCGACUGGAGUGGACCCCGCGCCUCGUGUCCCCCCCGGCGUCGCCGGGCGCGUCCCCCCCGUGCUCGGACUGCACGUUCGCGUCGCACCGCGCGCGCUCGCCCGCCGCGCCGCGCGACGUGUUCGCGCGCUACUCGCACAUGGCGAACGACGCGGCACGCUCCUCCCCCGACUCAACGGCGACGCCGUCGGAAUCGCUGCCCACCGCGCUGCCGGUGCCGGCGCCCAUCCCGGUCCCGUACGUCGCCGAGGUCGACGUGGACCGCUAUAGCAGUCUACCUUUCGACAUGUUGACCACCGCCGGCUCCCCGCCGUAUGAAGUGCUCGAGAUCGUCGUGUCCGAGACGGUGGAGGCGCCGCGCGCUCCGGAAUCGAGCAGUCCAUCGCGGAUGAACGCCAGCUCCAGCCCCGCGCGCGGCCGCGCCUGCAACAUCAACAUCGACGAGUACGUCUCCAACAUUCUAGUGGAGAGCCUCAAUUCCCUCUCGGAGCAGUUGGAGAACAUGAGCGCGGCAGUGGGUGGUGCCGGGGUCGUCGUCGAGAAGGAGAUCAAAGUGCGGCUGCAGAACACCGGCGUCAACACCAUCGUCCACCUCAGCCCCACCUCUAACCACCAGAUCAUCUUCGGCAACGAGGAGUUGUGCCACACCGACAACGCGAAGCGCGAUGCGUGCAACAAUCCUCACUCGCCCUCGCUUCCCUCGCCGCCCUCCCCCGCGCCAGAGCCCAACAAUAACGAACCGGUGGAUUCGGUCAAUCGCGCCGUGCUGCAACAAAUCCAGAAGCUCUUCCACGAUGAGCUGUACCGGUUGGAGCCGGGCCCCUACCCCGGCGAGCCCACGCUGACCCAAAUCGAGUCUUCCAACGUGGACGCUUAUAUCGAACACCAUACGGACUCUAACUCGGAUUCACCCUCACUGACGGGGCUGGGCGUCGGCGCCGGCAACUACUGGGCGCGUGAGCCGGCGCUCGUGCCGCGGCUGUCGGCGCUGCCGCACUCCGCCUCCAUGGAGGUGAACACGUCGUCGUCGGAGGCGGAGCCGUCGGCGUGCCCGAGCCUGGUGGACAGUCUGGACGACCCCGCGUCCCCGCGCGCGCCGCCGCCCGCGCGCCGCCUGCAGCGCUCCGCCGUGGACGUGUUGGACUUGCUCCCGGAGGCGCCGCCGACGCGCGACAAGCCCGAAGCCUUCUUCGUGCGUAUAACUGACGAAGACUGUGAUUGCGACAAAGAAAACGUCGUCGUCGCCGAUCGAAUGCCCGACAGAAUCCGCGAGCGAUUGCUGCGGCGGCAUCGCAAGCGUGAGUUGCGGAUGGAGUCGCGCCGUGGCGGUGGUCAGGAAAAAGCGCGGCGGCGGGCCGCCGACCACGACGCGCGCGCCAUUGUAGCCGCGCUCGUUGACGAGCUCAUCGCUAAAAUCGCACAGGAAGAGUAUAAAUGUAUGCGCAUUCAUAGACGGCCGCGCACCGACCGGAACAAACCGACGAGAAACGGGAGUAGUCUUAUCGAAGAACAUAACGGAAGAAUAGAACGCGCUUUACACGGCAAGCUGUCGGUGCCGCCGCCCGACGCCCCUCGCCGUAUCUAUCAGAAAUCCGAGAUUCACGACGGCGACAAGUGUAUCGAGAUCCUCGAGAUCCUGGAGUACGUGGACGAUUCGCAGAAUUCCCCCGAGACGACGAACUCUGACGAGCAUUACAGUAACUCCAAAAGUAAAAAGUCUCGGAUCCCGAUACCUAUCUAUGAGAGAAUCCAGCGAACGACAAAAAGGGCGACAAAUCGUCCGCGUUCGCCGCCACCCCCUCCCUCGCCGUCGCCGCCGCCGUCUGCGCGGCGCGCGUCCGUCCCGCCGCCCGCGGAGCCGCGUGCGCGCGCCAGUUCGCUUCGCUUCCGCCGCGUGUUUGACAUCAUCCCUGAGGAGCGCGGCGCGGGGCCCCCGGAGUCGCCGCCCGCGUCCGAGGAGGCGCUGGCGCGGCGCGUGUCGGCCCCGAGCCUCCCGCUGCCGCCACCGCGCUCUGUGCGCAGCGCGGCGACGUCGCCGCCGGCGCCGCAGCGCGCGUCGCGCAGCACGAUGACGUCCCCGCGGCGCGCGGCUCCCUCGCCGCCGCCCGCGCCCCGCGUCGCGGCAGGUAUCGCGCUCGCUUGUGCCCCGUGCCGCUGACCCCGCACCGCACGCUUGCGUCCGACAGUGCUAGUGCCUUAUCUCACGAACGGUUUUGUUUCUUACGGUUGAUUCGACGUAGACACUAUUAUUUUGUAUGUAAUAGAGCGUAGACCGCCAUCGAAGUUGACUAUAUAUUUUUUACUCGCACCGAAGUUUUUAUCACGAAUAUAUAGAUGGACCGGCACGUAUAUUUAUUUGUACAUAGACGACAGAGUUGUAUCGAAGCUUUAUAAUAUCGUUAUGUAGUGGUAUAUUUAAUAAACGGUUGGAAUGAGAA
Messenger RNA from Cydia strobilella, 3241 nucleotides. Its product is annotated as mediator of RNA polymerase II transcription subunit 1.1-like. Bases 460 to 2961 code for a protein of 833 amino acids. Lineage: Eukaryota; Metazoa; Arthropoda; Insecta; Lepidoptera; Tortricidae. The record is from RefSeq and is a predicted model, not a curated record. The transcript has 4 exons.